Molecule: messenger RNA, 21154 nt
Organism: Cinara cedri
Lineage: Eukaryota; Metazoa; Arthropoda; Insecta; Hemiptera; Aphididae
Source: the annotation of a GenBank genome assembly
GAUGACAAUGUCAAUCAGUGGGUGAAUUAUUUAUUUGAAUAAUAGCAUACUUAAUUACAAUAUUCUCUUGAAUUUGCAAACAAAUAUAAAAUAACUAAAUUAAUUGGAAAAAAAAUAAUGGAAAAAUGGUUAAUUCAAUCACUAUGGAUUUCUGUGUUUGGAUAUCUCAAAGAAUUUCGACCAGAAGAUCCUUAUACAACUCAAUACUUGACAAACCCACCAAUGAAUUUUACAAAUGAAGAAGUAAGUUUGAUUUCCGUUUGUUAAUAAUAAAUAAUUUAUAUAAUUUUAGAUUCUGGGUGCAGCGAAGUAUUUAUUGGUUUUACAAAGAUGUAUAUUUUUUUAUUUUUUUAUACUGAGUACUAAAAUUCUACCAGAAAUUUUGUUCCGAAGUAUCAAGUAUAGAAUCUUUUCUGAAAGGGAAAGAAUUUUUCAGAAGUAUGUCAGUCUUAUUUUUUUAAGAAUUAUAAUAUUCAGUAGAGACAAAUAAUACUAAUUAACAACUAAUAGUAUGAAGGUACUCUUUUUUAACUCUUAUAUUAUUUAUAAAAUAUUUUUGCUAUUUUAAAGUUUAACAGCUAAUGAAAUUGUUGAUUAACGUGAAAUAAUUUUGGCUAUAAAAAAUCUCGGAAAUUUAAUAAAGAUUUAAAAUAGAGAUGAUCUUACUAAUAAAUAAAAAUAUUUAAGCGUAUUAUUAUAAUUUGUUUAUUACAUACGUAACUAUAAAUUUAUAGUUAAAAUUACUGUUGAUACUUGAUAUUCGUAAAAAAACAUUAAAAUAAUCUGUACUAUUUUCAUUAGGUAAAAUAAUAAAAAAGUCAAAAAAAUAAAGCGUGGUUUUAUAGCUAAAUAUUAAAAUUUCAAGUUAAAAAUUUAAGUUGGAAAACAAAAUAUUCUCCGAAUCUAACAUGUUUAACCAAGCUCCACUCAAAAUUGUUUUUCGUCUGCAAUAUAUGUUUGUAAGUACUGGGUUGUUAUCUAGGUUGUUAAUACUAUAUUGAGUAUAAAUCGUAUUCUGUAUUAAACUACAUUAUUGUGUACCCUAUGUUCAGUGUUCACCCUUACAAUACAAUAACUUAUUUCGUCGUGCAUAGUUAUAGUUUAAUUAGUUUAACUAGUUAUAAUUUAAUAUUUUUUAUUUUGUAGAUAAUUCAAGAAAUAUUUCCAGUGUCGACGUAUACAUGUCUUGGUCUUACAAUUAUUAUAUUUUUGGUUACUGAUUAUUUACGUUAUAAACCCAUUAUAAUAUUAAAUGCUAUUUCAAAUGUGAUCACUCAAAUAUUUUUAAUUUUUACUAGAACUAAAACUAACAUGAUGGUAGGUAGAAAAAUUAGCCAUUGGCAUCGUUAAUAUAAAUAUCAUAAUAAUUAACAUAUAUUAUUGGUAUAAUUUAUCAAUUAGCUUCAAUAGGUACAUAUUAAUCAACAUUUUAUUUAAUAUUGGUUAAUAUCAAAAUUAUAAACAGCUUUAAACUCCAAAUUUAAUUAAAAUGUAUUUCUGGAUAUUUGUUUGGAAUAGAUCAUGGAAGUUUUUUACGGUACUAUGAUAGCUUGCGAAGUUCCAUAUUAUACAUAUGUUUACACCAAAGUAGACAAGAAAUAUUAUAAAAUUGUUUCCAGUCAUAUGAAAAUGGCAUGUCUUAUAGGUCGACUUGUUUCUGCUAUUCUUGCUCAAUCGCUCAUUGAUAAUCAUAUAUUAACAGUUCCAGAAUUAAACUAUCUGACACUAGCUGGUGAUAUAUUUUAUUGUUAUAUUAUUUUGAAAGAUUUUAAUCAAUUAUUGAUUUAAUUCACUAUAGGUGCAAUAACAUCAUUAUUAUGGGCUGUUGGGUUACCUUCAGUUAAAAAUAGUUUAUAUUUCCAUCAAAGCCCUGCAAAUAAUAGCAUAAGAGGAAGUAGGUAUAAAGUUUAUAUAGCCUUUAGGUAUUUUUUUUUUUAAUUUUACAUAGAUAAAUAAACCUUUCCUUUUAAAUAUUGGUUUGAUUUAUACACCUUAUUGUGUGUAAAUUAUAACAAUAUUUAAUUUCUUUAUAAUAAAAUUCAUAAUAUUUUAAAUUAAAAUGUAUCAUGUACAUACCUAUAUAAAUAUUUUUAAUUCAUAGAUGACAUUAAUGCACCCAAACCUAAAACAGUGUGUCAAAUACUGUGGUCGGAUUUCAUCACUGCUUUUACUAACCGCUAUGUUCUUCAGUGGUCUAUCUGGUGGGCUUUAGACACAUGCAUUUAUUAUCAGGUACUUUUAUAAUAAUCAGAUUAAGUAAUAUUAAAGAAAUGCCAUAUUAUGUUUAAUAGAGAAAACAUUUUUGUAUUCAAUACUUUCAAAUGAAAUAUUGUUUAGUCUAAUCAGUCCGUUAUCGAACACCGUUUCCAACAAGUAUUUGUUAUUUGAAUUUAAUAUUUGUUAGAUUUAAAUUGUAUGCCAUAAUAGACUUAUAAUAUAUUAUAAGUCUAUGUAUGCCACCCAGUCAAAAAAAUAGAUUACAACUAUAAUCUUUGUGACUACCAGCAUGCUAUUAAAGCACGCGAUCUAUAUAGGAUUAAAGCUGAUUUUACACUGAACGAUUCGAACGCGCGUCUCCAUGCGUUUCAAACGCCGCGAUUUUAAAACGCAAACGCACUUCGCUUACACAUUAAUCGUACAAGACUACAUAUGCAGUAGUACUUCAUGUUGCAGUCCACUGUUAUUUCGUUUAAUAUUUUCAAAUUUGGAAUGCUAUUAUAUGCUUAUAGAAACCGCAUGUAUUAUGUUCGCACUAUACGAGGAACAUGAACAAAAACAAAAACAAAAAAAAUGAAAUGGCGUCAUUGGGUUCAUCGGCUUAAUCUAUAAAAACCAGAAAAUGGUUCUCUAUUCGACACCUUAAGAAUAAACUUGUCAGUGUCAAACAUCUUUAUUAUAUAAAUGGAUACGAUUUGUACGGAGAUUGUACAAGGUUGAAGGCACAAUAUUAUGAAUGAAGGAAAAUAAAACGCGGCACGAUCGCGGCGUCCGAAUUGCCCGUAUGUUAUCAAAAACGGAAAUGCACUGAAAAUGCACUGGGAAAUGAUUGCAUAAUUAUAGUUGAGAAACGCUUAACUGUGUGUGAAUAAACCCAUAUAAAAUUACAUGUUUAAUUAUGAAGGAUUAAUCGCAACAUUCAAAUCGCCCAGUGUGUGAUCCACUUAAACGUAAUACAAAAAUAUCGCGAUAACAACAUCAAAAUCGCUGUUUCAAAUAAUUACAUUGAUACUAGAUUAAUCAGUAUCUCUUAGAUCAUAUACUAUAGAUGUAACUAUGCGUAUAAUUUCUCUAUAGUACCGAAUUAUGUUCAACAUCAUCCCCACUACCUUCAAAAUUUCAUGGUACACGGCACAACUGCGUAUGCCCAGAUAUCAGUAUUUUUUCUUUAAAGCUUCAAUAAAACGUCAAAUUGAUUAGUUCUUUACCACUUAAGAUUGACAUAAAACAGUUAUUUUUAGUCAACCUUGAACGAAACCUAUUUGUUGAUGUAUUGUUGACAAUUUAAAUUUUCGGUUGUCUUUUUUUGUUUAUUUUGCCUAAAUAGAUAUUUUCGAAAUACUCUAAAAUCUGUUCUAAUUAUUUUUUCAUUUUCUGUAUAAUAAUUACUUUCAAUACGCCAUACGCAUAUAACAUUGCUUUCAGUUGAAUACGUUUUACGAAUUUGUUGUUUGCGAACAAUUGUUUUACGAUCAAAAGUUUUCCGAGCAAUUCUUGUACGAUCAAUUGUUUUUGAUUAAUUAACUUGUAUCCAUGUAUUAAGAAUAUACAGUACCUACCUAUGCUUGUGUAGUUCGUAAUUUUAUGUGUGUAGUAAAUAUAUUAUUAAAACUAUAUUUUUUUAAUAUUACAUGUCAUGGUAUUAAAGUAUGUGUUUAGCCAAAAAGGUGAACAUUUAUUUGUAUAGUUAACAAUAAACAUAUACAUUUUAUUCAUAGAAAAGAAACAAAACAGUAAUGACAACAUAAUUUGGAAAUGUACUAUAAAAAGUUUAAUUUAUACAAAAUAGUAGCAGUAUAAUUAAAAUUAAAUACAGUGAUGUGACAUUUAACCACAGUCUACGCAUGCUGUACUAGAGGUAUUUAUCAAAAGUAUGUAUAGUAAAAUUCGGUUAAGAUGCUCCUGCUUAAUACACUUUCCAGCAUAAGACACUGUUUUCCGUCGGUCCCUAGACAUACCCUAUACCACGGUCUUAGAAAAACAGGUUCGACCAUUGUCACCUUUUUGCUUAUAGACCGACCGGAUGAGUCAGAUUUAGUUCACAAUUUGCUCAUAAGCGCUGCUGGUUAUACUUAAUGAGGUUAUGUUAUAAUAUCAAUAUAUAUAUUAUAUCCAUAUUAAACAUAUGGAUAUCUAUGAUUAUAUCAUAGUAUUGUACACGGCCUCAUCAUCAACACAAAAACGUUUUUCACAAAUUACAUUAUUAUCAUAUAAAUUAUUGACAUCAAGGGACUUCAACCAUUCAUUUUUAAUGUCAUCAUUUUUUGAAAUAAAAAAAACUCAGUUUUUUUUAUUUUUAUUGCAUCUAAAUAUAUAAUAUUAGGCAUAUUUUAAAGAAAAUUAUAAGUAAUUAAAAUAUAAUUAAGGAUAAAAUAAUGAUCAGUGAGAUGUAGUAUUAUCUAUGCAUACAACAGUAGUGAAUAACAAUUAAGCCGGGCUUGGUCGCUAGUAUAGUAUUUUGGCAUGCUUGGAUCGCAGACGCUAACCAGGAGAUUAUUGUCACACUACCAAUUUUAUCGUAUUAUGAGGUUUAGUGUAAUGCAGUUGAAUUUGAAUAAUUGAAAUAUACGAAUUGAAUACAAUAAAUCCUGUAGGUCAAGACAAGUCUAUUUAGUAAUGGUUCUAAUGUUGGAAGGUGAAAUGCGAAUAUACGAAUGCGAUUAUUGAGAUUUCAGUAUUGUACAAAAAUUAAUAAAAACUUUUAACUUUUAACUUGGUAUAUACAGGCUGUUCCACGAAGAUAUACCUCUUAACUUUCUCCGGAGAUAGUAAAGAUAAUUAAAUUCUGUUUUUUUUGUAUUUCUCACAAAGAUGAAGACUACAAAUAUUUAUAUUUGAAUUAAAUUUUUUCUUUUAUUAAACAAAUUCAAAAAAUAACUUUUAUUAUUUUACUAUUUUCGGAAAAUUUUAAGAUAGCCAUUCUAUUGAAUUUAUUUUUCUGAAAAAUUUAGUGUAUCACAUAUGUAUAUCCGAUGAAUAGUUUCUAAGUAACAGCCGUUUUAAAUUCUACUAAUCCGUGUGAAAACCGACGUUAUCUUGGGAAUAAUCUAACCGCAUUAUCGUUAGUAGAAUUUAAAACGAUUGUUACAUAGAAACUAUUCAUCGAAUAUAAAUAUGUGCUAUCUUAAAAUUUUCGGAAAGUAACAAAAAAAUAUUAAAUUUAAAUAUAAAUAUGUGUACAUGUGUAAUCUUCAUCCCUGUGAGUAAUAUAUGACAAAAAAACAAAAUUUGAUUAUAUUUAUUAUUUCCGGAACAGCCUGUAUUAUAAUAUUUAUAUGACACUCAGACAAAGGGCACUAUAUAAAUAAAUAAUAAUAAUAUAGUGAUAUUUGUAUGGACUUUAUAAUAUAUAUUUUAGUUCAUGGUUAUCGUGAUGGUUAAUAUAAACUAAUUUAAUGUCAUAACUCCAAUAAAAGUUUGUAGGGUAGUGCUUAAUUUUACAGUGGUAAAAUUUUGUAAAUUUGCUAUCUUUUUUGAUAUUAAUGAGUAACUAUAAAAAUAUGACCUAAAGAUAAGUAAAAAAGUAAAUAAAGUAUGCAAUUUUUUAAUAAAUUUAUCUGUUCUAAUGAAUAUGCCAUUUCUAUAGGCAACUUUGUUAAACUAUCAAUAUAUAAUUUUGCAACAACUUCAGGUUUAUUUAUUAUGUAUACUAUGUACGUAGAAACUUUGAAACAUCUUUCUACGUUUAGAACCUUUCUUCCACGUGUUUCAUCAGAUUUCGUAAUAUUAUUUUUACGUUUUAGGCCUGUAGUGUAUUAUAUAAUUUAUAUCUAAAUAUGAUACUUGAUAUAAGGUGCAUGUCGGGCGGUCUUUAUUAUUAUAAUUAUUAUUAUCUGCGGUAUGUGGUAUUGUCAUUUGCUCACCUGCGGUCAAUUGUUGCGCACUGACUGUCUCUGUAUACUUUUAUUUAUGCUUCAAUAAUGUAUCGGCUAUAUAUCAUUUUAUUAAUAAUAAUCUCUUCGUUUAUACCUAUUGAGUUCCUACCUAUUAGAUAGAACAAAGCUACAAUUUCUUGAAACUUAGAAUGUCUUCUGUUUUUACUUGGCGAACAGAAAAACGAUUUUUGUUAUUAGCCUUUCGUACUGGUUCAGCAUAUUCACAUUUAUAACGCUACUAAAUUAUAUAAAUGAACGUUUUAUUGCACCAAAGUGUCGAUUACAUAGUGAGUAGAAAUAUUCUCUAACAGAGAAAUUGUGAAUAACAAUUGAAAACUUCUUCCUAUCACAUAAAUUUAACAGAAAAUAAAACACUCUGUAAUUUUGUUUUGUUCCGAUUGGCCAUCGUUAACGAGUAUAAAAUAUAACACUGUAUUGAAUAUUUCUUUAACUAUGUAAUUCUACAAGAAACAACAAGUUCAUCUGGUGAUUUAUUAGACUCUUUUUCAUGAUAAAUGUGUAUUUUAGACUUGUUUGUUUUCAUGUCAUGCGUACGAAUGAAGAUGUUUACCCAUAUACACAAUUUCUUAAAGUUUAACGCACAAAGUUGUUAAGCAUUAUCGUCAUUUAACGAGUUUCUGCAUUACACAAACUAUUUGAUUCAAAAUUAAAUAGUUAUGAAGAUUAAAUACUUAGCCAAUUUUUUUACUUAACAAUCUAUCUAUUUUCAAAGAAUUAUUAUUAAUUAACUAAUUGUUUUUAGUUUUGGCGUUUUAUGGAUUUCUGAAAUCGAUUCAAUUUUUUUUCUCACUACGUGGUACAAGUAUGCUUAAAAAACAAGAUCAGUUUGCGACUUUACAUUUCAACAUGUUGAGUUUGGACGAUUACUCGCAAUAACAAAUUAUUAUUAUUUUUUAAUUGUUGUAGAACUGAUGUUUCCUCUACUCCUCCUGACCAAAAAAAAAGACAAAAAACAAGAAUAUUAUAAAUAAAAACGUAUACUUGUAUAUAGACCCAGCGUAAUACUAGGUAUGAGUUUAUAAAAAACAUCUGUAGACAUUUUAAAAAAUAAUGAUAAAUAUUUUGUUUAUUUAUUUUUAAAAUAAUAUUCUAUAAAUUUUAACUAUUAUUCAAAAACUAUUACCAACUCAAUUUUAAAAUUACUAAAAUGUGUUUGGGUGAAAUGGCAAAGGUCGACUUUAGGUGAAACGGAACGCGCCCAGUAGAUUAGUCUCGUCUUCAGAUUCCGGAAAAUCGAAACCCAGAUCAGAUUAAGCGAUCACAUCGCAAGGUUUGCUGCGUAGGGACUGACCUAUAUAAAUUAUGGAAUAUUGUAGAUAAGUUAUUAAUUGUCGUAUGAAAAAUUGCAUAAAAUUACUAUUGUUUAUUUAGUUUAUGGCUUAUGCUCAAUCAUUAUAUCAAGAAAUGUACCGUGGUGGUACAGAUUUAGAAGUAACUGAUAAUGGAAUGAUUGAGGCUAUUUAUACAAUAAUAAGUGAGUACUUAUAAUAAUAAAUAUAAAUUAAAUAAUUUAUCAUUUAAGUAGUAAUUGUAUUAUAAUAACAUUAGUUUAUUAUUAUAAUUGCUUUUUAAUAAAUUUUUUUAGCUAAGCACUUAUAUUAGUUAAAAACAUCACAUUUUAAUAGAUGAUAUUAUUAGAAUAAUUCAAGAAUGAUUCAAGAACACGAAAAGUGUUUGAAAAUUGAAGAAUUUAUAGUAAAAUUAGGAAUUCAUAAAGGUUAAGUUUGUACUAAUUGUUUUCAGUUCUUAACCAGCAAUAUUAUAUAAGUCUGAAUGUUGGUUAUUAAAUAAAAUAUACGAAAUAAAAUUAGAAGUAGGUACCAAAAAUGAGAAUGUCAAGGUCUAUGUAAACCGUAUGAUGUGAUAAAAUUAGAAAGUAUUAUGAAUGAAUGCACAAAUAUACAAGAGGCAGUCUAGAAGUACCUAAUGAAUACCUAUAGAAGGAAUAGUGAAAGAAAAUAGAUAAAGACAGUGUGGGUAUCUUGAUGAGAAUAGUAAAACAGUGAGAUAAUUAAUAGGUGAGUUAUUUUUCAUGGAAAUCAUGAAAGAGUUUGGUCCCAGAAAAACAGGCUAGAGGUAUCUAAUUUGGGGUUCUUGGGUAUUAUAUAUUUUGAAUAGACAAUAUAAGUAAUAUUAUAAUGUAUAUUUUAAAGGUACACUAGGAGUUUAUGUAAUUGGAAUCAUAAUGGUACCAAGCUGGUGGCUAAUAGGUACUCUAACUCUAGGCCAAGGUGUUAUAUUGUUGAUUAUGGCUCAAGAUCAUUUAUUAUCACAUGCAUACGUGGGCUAUGUACUUUUUGGAACAUUUUAUCAUAUAAUGGCUACUACAGCUAAGUAAUUGUUAAAUAUCAUUACUUCAUAAUAAACAAGUUAAAGUUUAAUUUUGACUUUCAGAAUUGUAUAUUCAAUUAAAAAGUUUCCCUACAUAAUGGGAAAUAAAAUAAAAUAUAUUGUGUACCUAUUGUAUUUAUAUUAAUAUAUGCAGGCCAUAGGUAGUAGCUAUACUGUGAGAUUAUAUAUAGUGAGAUGAACCCUUUUUAACCUGAUGGUACCAAAAUUAAAUUUCCUCGAAUCAUUAAUUUUAAUUUUAAUUCGAGAUUUAGUAUCAGUUACCAUGAUUUAAGAUAAAUUCAUGAACACUAAAGAAUGAAUGCCUGGGCGAAAAAAUGUGAUCCAACAAUAUCGCAAAUCGUUAGAAUGCACUUUAGUCAGUAGUGAUGUCGGUUUUACAUGACAUAAAGCAUAGAAAAUAUAUUGGUUUCAGAUUCUGAGUGGAGUGAGGAAUAUAUUGACUUUACAAUGAUAUUUAUUUUUUUUUAUUCUGUGUACAAAAAUUUUACUAGAUAUUUUGAUCCGAAGUAUUAAUUGUAGCACUUUUUCUGAAAGGAAUUUUUUUCUUGUUGGUGUAAUGAAUAGUGCAAUAUAAGGUUAUCAUAAUGGUUUUAAUUCAAUGUUGAAUGCAGUUCAUCCAUACAUAUGGACUUUUAUUGACACAUUAAAAAAAUUAUAAUAUAAUUUAAAUGAACUUAAACUUUAAAGUUGAACAACCAAUUGUUAAAUAUUCAGCACCUAAAAAAAGAUAAGAUACAGAUUAAUUUCUACAAAUUAAAAGUAGGUACCCCAUUGCUGCAAAUUUUCUACUUCAAAUAUGCGAUAGUUAAAUUUAUUUUACUGAUCAGUGAUCAUAAUAUAUUUGUACCAUUUUUUAGAUUCUGAACGAGCAAGGAAUGUAUUGAUUUUACAAUGACGUUUAUUUUUUUCUGUGGAUAACUUUUCUAUCAGCAAUUUAACUCUGAUUCACAAUGAUAGCCCUUUUUCUAAAUUAAAAUGUGACUGGGGAGGUACGUUAGGAAUGUCAGCUUUCCGGAGCCUAGCCUCAGCUUCAGUCUCGCUAGGACCCGAGUUAGUUGCAACAACACGUCCCCGGAUGACAUCUUCUUCAUGACUCUGAUGUCCAAACCAAGAGCCUUGACGUCCACGCCCGUUUUGAGUUGCCUCGUAACGAAUACGUACGACUCUGUGACACUCAGCCUGACCAUCACGGCCACUGCCUUUACCGUCCCAGCCCUCUGACUAUUACUUUCCCAGCUGUUUUCAAAAUAAAUGGAAAAAACAUGGGAAAAACUGGUAAAAAACGUAGGAAAAAUGUGAAAAUAAGUACAAAAUUAACAAAUUUUAUAAAAAAAAAUAUAAUGAAUAUGAAAUUAUUUUACUAUAAUAGUACAUAUAUAUUUUUGACAAAGCAACAUUAUUAACCGAAACUCUACUCAGAAUUGUUUUUCGUUACUAGGGGCCAAUACAGGUAUUCAUUAAAUUUCCCCUCUACCUUUCCAACUUUUCACUUAUAACAGUGGUCCAUCGUGUGAAGUAUGUUCUUAUCUUUUUUAAUGUUAUAACCUAAACAGUAAAACUAAUGAAUAAUUAUCAUGUGACGUUUUUUAAACCAAAUUGUCCUCGAUCAAAUAGAUGUGUUUCCAAGAAUAUAAGAUUUCUAGAUUUAGAUAUUAGAAUUGUUUUUAGAAAAUACUUUUCUUUUUACUCGUUGGUUAGAUUUAAAAAAAAAGUGGGAAUUUUUGUUAAAAUCGGGCGCUAAAAUCAUAAAUACGGCACUGAUUACCUAUGUUUGGGUAAUAUUAUUAGGUUAAACACUAGAUAAACAUUUUUUUCACUCAUUAUUUUAUGUUACAAUAUAUACCUACCUAGCUAACUUAUGCAGAGAGCUAACUUCGGACAACAUUAUUUGGAUAAACUAAAUAAUUUUUCAUUUACUUACUGGAUUUGUUGUGCGAAACCAUAUCGGGUAAGUAGCAAGAGAGAAAAAAAUAUUUUAAACGAUUUUUAAAACCGUUUCGAAAGUGUGAAUCUUACCCGACCUUAAAAUCUAUGAUUUUUUUUCUUUGGAGUUACAUAAAAAGCAAUGUUUAUAUACCUCCCUUUCCAAAAGAUCUUGAUGAAUUAAAAUGUCGCAUUACAGACGUCAUCAACUUGAUUAUGGUCGAUAUGCUUCAACAGGUUUAUAAAGAAUUUGAAUAUCGCUUAGAUUCAUGUCGUUCAAAUAAAGGAGGUCACAUUGAACAUUUGUAAAUAUUAUACCUAAAACCUAAUGCAAUCUGAAUGUAAUCUUAAACUAAAAACUAAAUUUAAACUCUAUGUAAUCUUAAUGUAAUUGACAAACAUUUAAAACUUAUCUUAACCUGAUUAUUCAAAUUUUUCAAUAAAUAGAAUUUGUUAAAAUUGGAUUAAUCAUUUUGAAACACACUGUAAUUUGUCUUAUGAUUGUGAUAGCGUGAGUUAUGAUAAUAUGCAUUCAUUGAUAUUAUAUUAUUGAUAGGUAUAUAAAAUUCGAAAAUAUUUUUACUUAUAUUCGAUUAAAGACAAUUUAGUCUUAAAAAAAUGUUUUAAAGUAAUUAUUCAUAAGUUUCGCCAUUUAAAUAAUAAUAAUAAAAAACCAAUAAAUUCCCUGUGCUUUAUCUGUAAAACCGACAUUAUUAAUGAUUGAACCGCAUUCUAGAAAUUUUCGUUGUUUUAGACUACCUUUAUUUACACAAAUCAGUGUCCUUUUUCUUCAUGAAUGUUUCUUAAUUCUUGGAAAUAACUUUCAUCAAAUAUAUCAUUAGUAAUGAUAUUUUAAGGAUAAAAAGUUGUCUUAUUAAAAGUCACUAUAUUUUACGGUAGAUUAUUCACAAUAUAAUAUACAAAUUAGAUCCUAAAAAUUAAACAAUUUAUAUUUUCUGAUAAAAAAUUUAAUUGUUUUUAUUAUAAAUGUAUUCAAAUUUAACAAAAUAGUAUUGUGACAUCUUUAUUUUUAAAUCAAAUUAUAUUCAAGUUAUCUAAAUGUAUUUUAUGAUUUUAUAUGUAAUUGUUCGUAUGUUUGUAAUGUAAUUUUUUAAACUAAUACUUUAUUUUUUUAUUUUUUAUAAACAAUAAAAUAAGUACCUUUUUUGUUACAUAUAAGGUACCUUACCUAGACAUGUAACAGUUGGUUUAUGAACAUAUUCAUGUUAAUGAUUAUUAUACUGUUGUUUUAGUUGUGAAGUAGCCAAAAAUAUUCCAGAAGACAGUUUUGCAUUAGUAUUUGGAAUUAAUACAUUCAUAUCACUUUUAUUGCAAACAUGUUUAACAGUGGUUGUUAAUAGUCCAAUAGGGUUUAUGGUAAACAUUAGAACACAGGUAAAUGUAUUACUUUUAUUAAAAUAAAAUAAAUAAUGAAUGGUGCAUUGAAUAUUUACUAAAUUAAAAUCCUGGUAAAGUAAAGUAGUUUAACAAGUAUUAUUCAGGAUCUUGAAUCCAAAUUCUUUUGUUUGGAUAAUAUUUAUUCUAUUACUUUAUGGCCAGCAAAACUAUUUUUUUAACCUUUCUCUCCUGGGGCAGACUAUAGAAGCGUGACCGUCGCGCGCAUGGUAGCAAAUUUUCAUUAGGGUUUCUACGACUGGUUAGUUGUUGGUUGGUUGGUUGGUUAUAUGGACAUAUAUUUAUAUUAUACAUAUUGUUGUAAUAUAUAUCUAUAUAAUAUACAUUUAGUAAGAAUACUCAAAGUUCAUCCUAUAAUAGUUGAAAUACAGCUAUACCACUUACUCGUUAUAAGCGCGAUGCGGCUCACAUAAACAUUGGAAUAUUUAGAAUCCCUGGACUGCCCGAAAAAGGCCACCAUGCGCGCGACGGUAAAACUUCUAGUUUCCCUGGCCGUAUUAUACAUAAUAGGUACUAAAUUUAAGGUUCAUGGUAUAUUUUUUAGUUUAAUUCAGUGGUUCUCAACCAGUGUGUCGCGUAUUACUGUGAUAUGUGUUCCGAAAAAAUUGUUUACUUAUAGUUUUUCAUAUUUUAUAGUUUAUACUGUACGUUUUCAAAGCAUAAAUAUAUGGCAUUUUUAUUAUGUUAUGAUUAAACCCACAAAUAAGAAAAACUAGGAAAUUGACAUUACGUGUAGGUACGUACAGGGUCCUAUUUAUGCAAGGACAUUGUGGGUAUCUACCCAGGGCCCAUGCGAAUUAGGGACCCACCUACUGAAUUUAAUUAUUCUUUUAAUUUUAAUUAAUCCUUAAAAUUGAAGAACACCAAAAAAAAUGUACACAGUCAAAAAUACUUGUAAAAAUAUAAAUUAUUUUUUUUCAGUUUCAUACAAAAUAUAUGGGUAUGAGAUAAGAAAUAUUCAUAUUAAAUGGAUUAAAAAUAGGCCAAUUUUUUUUUUUUGUCCCGGGCCUAAAAAAUUCUAAAUCAGGCUAUGGGUAUGUAAAUUAGCAUGUCCUCAGGUCUCAGUCACAAUCAUCAUGUUGUAAUUUGUGAGCGUUCUGUGUGUCAUUUUAAUUUCAUUAAUUGUUUUAAGCGUGUCGUCACUUGCAUGGAUCUAAAUUAGUGUGUUGUCAUAUAAUAAAAGUUGAGAACCACUGGUAUAGUUGGAUAAGUAUUGAGCCAAACCUUAUAUUAACUUCUUUCAUUGACUUCUUUUAAAAAUUAAACAUGUGGCUGCAUCAUUUUGGGCCAACAUUUGGUUGUUAAGCCACAUGAAAUCUUCAUUUAAGAAAUAAAAACUUACGUUUAACAAAAUUGUAGACAUAAAAUGGAUUGUGGUAUAUAAUAAGGGGCUCUUGAAAUAUAUUUUACCCUACUAUAUUUUUUUAAUUUCGGCUCCACUGGAGCCAAGUUCGAUAGAAAACCUUUUACUAUGUAAACUAAUACAUACAAUUAAUGAUAAUAGUUAUUUAUUUUUGUAUCUAUAGUAGAAUUAAUUGGUACCUAUUUUUGUAGAUUUACAUAUACGGUCAAUGUUGUAUGAUAAUCGGUGUAUUAUUUACUAUCAAAGCAUUAUGGUGUACAUUGUCUAAACGGAGAAAUGUUAUUCCUUUAACAUGAAAGUAAAACAAAUUAAAUAAAUUAUUAGUUUUUACUAGUUAUUACUAAUUUAAUAACGAUUAUUUUUGUAUGUUAUUAUAAUAUAUUUUUUUUAAUUAUUAUUUAUUAUUUAAAAUCACGGACUUAAGUCCAAAUACAAAGAAUAUAUGACAGUUUAUAUAUAGAAAGAAUAAAAUAAAGCGAAAGAGAAAUAAAACAAAAAGAACAAUAAUUAAAUAAGUUUUACAUUAACAAAACAUAUCUAAAUCACGGUUAACACUAUUACCGGUGGUUCACAAAAUAUUUAUUAAUUGGAGAAGAUGAAAUAUAAGUAUCACGAGUAAUAUGUGUAUGAACCUUACAAUUAAUCUGACUUAACAACAAUGGGUCGUUAAUAUUGCUAUUUAAUAGUUUUAUUUUUUUAAAGGAAUAGUAAUAUCAAUUCUUCUAUAUUGAAGAGAUUUUAAGUUUAAAAAAUUAAGAAUAUCUUUAUAUCCAGAAUGCUGAGGCCUUUCUGUAUUACAUUUGAAGCAAAUGUAUAAGACAUAGUUACUUCUAUAAGUGUUUUUUUUUUAUUUUACAAUUUUUUUUCCCAAGAGUAAUGGUACUGUAAAAUAGAAACCAUUUGCGUAUCAACCCGUUAUAUAGAACCACGGCCUGCGCUAGGUUUUGCGAGGCCCUAGGCAAAUUAUUCCAGAGAGUCCUGAAAACAUCUUUUACAAAUCAAUAUAAGGAAAACCGGUACAUUUUACUCACCCCCAAAAUCGAGCGUCGUGGUGGCUUAUCCCCCCUAUUUAUAUAUUUAAAUAAUAAAUAAUAAUUUAUUAACAAAAUAAGUUGGCUCACUUCUUCGCUACUAUGUUGCAAGCCGAGCCGACCUUUGAGCGAUUGCGCUGUGGCAUUUACACCGGAUUUUAUUAAAAAAACAAAUAUUUAUGCUUAAUAUUAUAUAAAUAAUUUUAAAAAAAAUGUAUAAAUAUUUUACAAUUAUUCUCAAAAUAAUCAAAAAAUCACCAAUUUAUAUAAUAAUAGAAAUAUAAUGAAAUAAUAAUAAAAAUGUAUUAUUAUUUAAUUUGUAAGUUAAUUAUAUUAUAGUUAGUAAAAACAAAUAACUUACUCAUGAACUAGAUUGAAAAUUUAACAAAACAGAUCUUUUGAUAUUUCUUUAUUGGAGCAAUAUUUAUGGUAAAAAACAUAAGUUGAACAUAAAAAUAAUUAAGCCGGGACGCUACGUGGUCGUAAAUCUUAAUCAAUUUUAAUUUUUUGGUUUGUCCUAAUUAUUAGAAAAAAUUACUUUGGAUUUCAAAAAAUUUUAUGGGCGUAUCUACGACUUCCAUGGCUCCAUAUAAUAGUCUAUAAUCUAUAUUAUUAAUCCUGUUUAGGUCCGGCUGUCCGGUUUUCAUACGGUAAUUUACAAUGAUUUUCGCGGACGACUAACAUUACAGAUCAACGUUGCGUAGUUCACCGAGUUAGGACUUGAAUUCAGCACACCUUCUAAAGAUACGCUACUGGGUAUUGAAGGGGUGGGAUUUUUUUUUUUUAAUAAAAUUCCAAAAAUAACGUGGGUUAUGUGAUAAGUAAAAUUCAGAACGAACUACAAAGCUGGGAUAGCAUUGUUUGGAGAUGAAUUUAAGUUUCACUUUGAGUAGUAAGAAAUGUUUAUAGUCUAAAAAAAAUUGGAUUUGAAAUGAUUUAAAUUUAGCGGGUACCUGUAAAAAUCUGGAACAUAACAUUUUUAAAAAUACAAAUCUUGAAUCCAGAGUUUUACAGUUAUCGAAAUUUGAACCGUACAAACUACAAACUGGAGUGUACUAAACUUGAAAAAUUAUUUUAUAUUACUCUAGUAUUACCAAUUUUUGGAUCAAAAACAUACACGUCUGCGACCAAAAGCCAUUCUUUUAAAAAUUAUAAGAAAAAAAUAACAAUUUAACCCUACCUUACUUAUACUUGGGAUAUUGACUACCUAGAAGUUCUUGUCAGUGUCAGAGAACGGCUACCAUUUUUUUUUUUUUUUAACAAAACAAUUAUUAGGUGUUAUUAUUAAGUAAAUAAACAAAAUUUGGAAAAUUGGGAUACAUAUAUAUAUAUAAUUGUACAUAGAAAUUCAGAUCUUUUUUUACGAAGUUGGUGACACGGGAUUAGUAGAAAAUUAUUUUUAAGAUUUGUAAAUUCCAAGUUUGUACGGUUCAAAUUUCGAUAACCGUAAAACCCUGAAUUCAAGAUUUGCAUUUUCAAGAAUUGUACAUUCUAGAUUUGAACACUCAAAGUUUGUAUAUUCCAGAUUUUUAUUCCCUUAUUAGUAUACCAUAAUGCAAAAAAUGUAAUUUACAAAUUAAAGUUACUGUUUAAAUUUUUUUUAAAUUGGUUUUUAUUGUUUCAGUGAUGCUGUUAAAUUAUUUAAUUCAAUCACUUUAUCACUUCAAUUUGAAAAUAUUAAUAGAUUUUCACAAAUUCACAUCAAAUUUUUGGUUUUUUGAGAAAUAGUUAAGAUAACCUUCAUGUUAGACCAUAUGUGACUGGUGACCGCAUAUGUUGGUCACAAUUAUAAAUUGGAGUAUAUAAAUGUCAUCACAUUGAUUAAUAAUCACGGUCUAAGAUAUAAAAUAUAUUACUUUAGUUCAUCACAAUAGGUAGUGGUGCCGAAGUCCUAUAUAUGUAGUUGAGCGAGAAAUAAAAUUUAUGUUUUUUUAUAUUAAUCAUUAGUAGCAAUGCAGUCAUUUCCGUGAUAUUAUAAUGGUGUGAAGUAAGUUAGGCUUUACUAACUUUAAUAGAAACACAGGAAAAUAAAUAAUUUUUUAAAACAUUUUAAUAUUCAAUGUAUAUUUCUAUGUAGGUAAUACAUAUUUCUAAAUAUAUUUUAUUAAAAACAGUUGCAAUUAUAGUUUAAUUGAAAAUAAAUAGAAAAUUGUAAUUAUUAAUUUUUCUUAUUUUAUACAUUAUUUAAUUUAUUAUACAUUGAAUUUUAAAUUUCACUAGAAAAUGUAUUACAAAUAUAAAUUUGUACAUACAAUAAACAUACCAAUUUUACCAUAUGUACCUACUUAAUUACACAAUUUAUAUUAUGUAGUAUUUAAAUCUUUAGUAAAACUUAAGCUUUCUUUAUUGAAUUCUAAAGGCAUGAUACCAAGAUUACCAUUGUAUCGAUUUUUGGAAAUCUGAAAAAAAAAAUGUUUAUUAUAUGAAAUACAAUAAUAUUAAUAUACACGAUUAGGAAGGUAGGUACUUCUACGUAAAAAUCAAUGCCAUUGAAAAACGAGUAGAUCAAUUAUAUUUUAUAUACAGGCUAAUUAUUAGUUAUAUUAACAUGAUACUAUUCUACCUGUAAAUAUUUUUUAAUUUGUAAUGAUUCCAAAGUUUUAUAUUGUAUCAUAAGAAUGUUGUCUGCUUCUUGGGUUGCUUUAGCAGUACCAAAAAUAGAACUGAUAGACAGCUGUUCAGCAUCUUUUUCUUUUCUCGGGUGCAUAACUAAUGUGACAUGACAGUUUGAAUAUGUAGCAAACCGUCUAAACUCUGCUAUUAUUGAAUCUUGUUGCCAAAAUCGUUCUGCACCCAUGUCGUACUUAGUACCAAUUCCCAUCAUAAAUUGUACAUUAUCAAUGAUCACAUGGCCAAUAUCAUAAAUGUAAACAGCAUUUACUAUAGCCUAAUAGAAAAAUGAUUUUGAGCGAAAUACUGUUGAACUUGAAUUGAAAAAUGUAUUUAUUGACAAUUAUAAAAUAAAUUAAAAUUGUAAGUAUUUUAGAUUCUGAGCAGAGCCAGAAACCAAUGUAUUGGUUAUACAAUGGUGUUUAUUAUUAUUUUUUCUUUGGAUAACUUUUUUACCAGAAAUUUUGUUUCGAUUUCAAGUAUAGCACUUUUUUUGUAAUUAAGGAAGGUUAUGUUUUGAUUUUCCCAAUAAAUGUGAAAAAUUGUUGGGAAAACGUGAAAAUUUAGGAAAUAUAUUUAUAUUACGGCCAUUUUUUGAUUGAUUUAGUGAUAUCGUUUGUUCUUUUUAUAAUACAGUAUGCAGAGCUUGGAUAUUUAUGCAAUUUUGUAAUUUGUUUUCUUUACAAUUUAAUCUUUACCUAGAUACUAAUUUGAUUCACAAAUCAGGUGUCAUAUACUGAACAAAAUGACACCAUUUCCAAUUGCAUAAAAUUGCAUAUAAUACAAUUUUGAUAUCCAAUCUAAAAACCCAAAAAUAAAUACUGUAUAAAUGCAUUUUUUUAGAUUUUGAGAACAUAUAAAUGCAUAUUACAUUAUGUGACUUGAAAUUAUCUGUUAUAAUGGAUACUAUUAUUUUAUACUAUAUUUAUACCAAUAUAUUAUGUAAUACCUAUUGGGUGCAUUUAAUAAAAUGAGGAGUUUUUUUAUUUUCUAAGUAGUUUUCAUAACAAUUAGGAAAAACCGGGAAAAUACUUAGAACUAGAAAAAUUUAAAAAAGUAAUAUUUUUAUUAUUUUCAAUUUUGUUUUCUUGUAAUUUAUUUCAAAAUGUUCUUACUUGAAAUUUAGACAGAAAACUUAAAUUUGCCUUUUCUAGACAUGGUAAAACUUUCAAAACAUUUAAGUCCUUUUUGAGUUAUUAAUAGACAUUUUAAUUUUGAGUUUUUUAAAAAUCUAUUCAAUUUUUUUUUGGUAGGUACUCUGUAGAUAAAAUUGUUACCUAACAAAAAUAUUUGACGAUUUUACAGGAAAUUUAUUAUAAGUUGUAGCUAGUUGCCAAAAAGAAAAAGUUGAGUUUAAUGUAGUAUUUUUUUUUAACAUACAUUUUAAUAUCAAAUGUAAAUCGUAAAUAUUACGGCUUUUUAAAACAUGUAUAACUCCUCAGAAUUGUUUUUUGUUAGCAAUAGUUAACUUAGUAAUUGAGUACAGAUAUAUAUUACAUUCCCUUCUAUAUCCUACCUUCCCAACUUCUCACCUACAACAGUGGCGUACCCAUCGUGCGAAGUAUGUCAGCCUUUUCUUCAUCUUAAUGAAUAGUUUAGAAAUCGCCAGUAUAUUUUGAAAAUUGAAUCACAUCUAGAAAGGGCUUGUAAAUAAUAUUAUGCUAUGAAAAUGCCAUAACUCUACAACUAUUUUAACUGAAUUAAAAAAAAAAAUUGAAAAUAAAAUUUGCUACAAGAAAUUACUCUUGAUGUUGAUGAUAAGAGCAUGAUUUAUAAUAGAAAAGUUCUUCACAUACAGACAAAAUCAUCCAUCAUAAUUCAUAAUCCAAUACAUUCUUCUCUAAGCUCAGAAUUAAAUAUAGAAUUACUUUUAAAGGUACACAAUUAAUGAUUUAUUUACAAAUAAAUGAUUGUGUAUAACUUACAUCCAUCACUAUAUUCAAUGGUUGAGAUCCAUGAAAUGUCAAAAAAUAAAGUGGAAGCUUUUCGAAAUUGUUUGCUAAGCUAUCAAAUAAGUUUAAAUUAAGAUGUAUAGGUUUUCUAGCAAAUUGUUGAAGCAUGAUUUUGGCUAAACGUUGAUUACGUAUUUCGAAACUUCCCCAUAAUGUUGGUAACUAAAAAUAAAUCAUUAUUAUAAUAUUAUAUUUAUAAAAAUAAAAUGAUAACUAGGGUCAUGUUUGUGGGUAUAUUACUUUAAAAUUACACAUACAGUUUCGUCUGAGAAAUAUUACUGUGGAGAGAUAAAAAAUUUCUUGUACAGCUUUAUUAGAGUGCUCACAUUUAAAUUUGAACAUCCCCAAUCAUUUUUAAUGGAUGACAUUUUAGUUUUUUAAUUUUAAGGGAGUAAGUAUAAGUCAUUCAUUACAGUGUCAUAAUUUUUGAAACUAUUUAUUCAAUUUAUAUGUUUUAGUAUUAUAAAAUUAGGAAAAAUAUACCAAUAAAAUAUAAUGAAAUGACCGGGUUAGUAGUUAAUUAAAAACUAUAGUGAAAUUUAUUAAUCAACUAUUUUAAUUACUUACACCUUGUUCAAUUAAAUCUAAUGAAUAUUCACUUAUAAAAGUCGUUUUACCUGAUCCUGUGGGACCAGAUAAUAUAGUAAGUUCACCACGACGAUGACCUCCAAUAAUUUUAUUUAAAACUGGAAAUCUUGUCCAUUUUAUUCCAAGGGUCUAUAGAGGGUACAUAAAAAUUAAUUUAUUUCAAGUAAUCAAUUAAUAAUUAAAUUGUAAUAAUGACCUUGUCAUGAUUUUGUAACUCUGCAAGAACUUCAUUACGUAUUGUUGAAAACUGAAUAAUACUUGGAUGAACCAUUUGAUCAGCAGUUUUAAUUAUUUGUUCAAUAUCUAAGCCAAGCUUAAAUGCGAAAUAAGGUGAUGGAUGAUCAUCUGUAGGUCUUAUAAAAUAACAUCUACUUUCCAAUAAUUUUUUUGCAAAUGUUCUUGUGGAGUUCCAUGCAAUCUGAUCAUUCCCAAACCAUAAAAUUAAUCUGUUGAAAUAUUCCAGUGAUGGUAAAAUUUCUUGUGGUAAUUUCCGUAGACCUUAACAAUUUUAUAUUAUUAAAAAUUUUACUUUUUGGAAUAAUACUUGUAAUACUAUUAAUAAUGAAACUAUUUAUAUGCAUAGCGGGUGCACUUUAAAUUGUAAGGAACUUAUUCCUAUAUAAGGAACUAUAUUAUAUAAUAUUCGUAAUUGCAUGUUUAUUUUUUUUCUUGUAAAAUAUUUUUUGUGAUAAUUAAAUUUCUCAAUAAGUCUCAUACAGUAAAGAAAAUUUAAUUGGACAGUCUAUAUACAAACUAAUCAUACAAAAUAUUUACUGAAAAUGAUAUUAUUUUUAAUGAAAUACAUAAUUUCACUGAAGUCGCUCAGAACUAUUUUAUAUCCAUUUGUUUUCGAUAUUUAAAAAUAGUGGGUGGGCCACUGUUGUAGGUGAGAAGUUGAGAAGGUAGAGGGGAAAUAUUAUGUAUAUCUGUACGCAACAAUUAAUCAUUGCUAACGAAAUAACGAUUCUGAACAAAGUCCAGUUAAUAGUGUUGCUUUGUCAAUAAUAUAUGUUUUCUAAUAGUAAAAUUACAUAUGCAAUAUAUAUUUUCUUCAAUAACUACAGUAAACCAAGCUAAGUGUCACUAAUGAGUGGCUUCUUAAUCAACUCCUACAUGUCUACCUUACUCUUAUAAUUUAAGCAUAUAGUACUAAUCGUAUAGAUUGUUUAUUUUCUAAAAUAAAUAAUAAUACUUGUUUAAUAUUGUAGGUACCUAUUUUCCCAUUUAUUAUGAAACCUGCUGGGAACAUCAAAAAAUGGCCUUCCACUUCAAAAAAGUACCGCCCAAGUCAGAUUUCCUUUCAGAUAAAGUGCUAUUAUUGUAAAUUAAAGUAAAAUUGCUGAUAGAAAAGUUCUCAACAGAAAACAAAAAUCCUUGUAAAACUAAUAUAUUUCUUGCGCCGGUCAGAAUUUAAAAAUAUGUGUUACAAUAUAAGGGCCUAUUCAUUAAUAUGAAAUACCUAUGUUUUAUAUUAUUAUAUAAAUGAAGCCUAAAAACAAUUUCAAAAAGCUGUCCUAGGAUAAUGGAAACAGGUGUAGCCAUUGGUAUAAGUAAUUUAAUGUAUAUCUGUAAGCAAUGAUUAAUCAUUGUUAAUGAACAAAAAAGAUUCUGAGCCAAAUUUAGGUGAUAGAGUUACUUUGUCAACAAUAUAUAAGUCAUAUUAUGGUAUUUAUUAUAUGUUUUCUUUAAUAAUAUUUAUUUAAUAUUAUAUCUAUUUUCCCAAUUAUCAGAAAAACUCCUGGGCAAAUCAAGAGAUUAGCUCCUUAAGUACCUCCACAGUCAGUGCUGUCAUUAUUAGCAAAAUUG